GGCAUGUACUUAAGUGCUUCUAUUAUGCGAGCUGCAGUUAGUUAAGCUUUAACGGCCAACUGUUCAAGAUGAAGAGCGAAAUAUUUGUUUUGGCCAUUUUAGCCAUGCUUAUGGCCAUCGUCAGUGCAACGAAAGUGCGUUAUGAUAAUUACAAAGUCUUUAAAAUCAGGACACAAAAUCUAGAACAACAAAAAUGGAUCGAGCAGUUAGCUAGCGAUUCAAAGAAUUUUAAUUUGUGGCACAGUGGCAAAGGAGAGGUCCACAUAAUGGUCAAUCCACAAAAAUUGAUAUAUCUACAAAAUUAUACACGAUCGUAUAAUAUGCCUUUUGAAGUCAUGGUUUCUAACGUACAAAGUCUUAUUGAUGGUGAGCAAACCGCUAAAACGGCAGAUGAUCUUAACGAUUUCGGUUGGACGCGUUAUUAUCCCUUAUCUGCAAUUGAAACUUUCAUAGACGAUAUACUUGCCAAAUACCCCGAUGUUACCAGUCAAAUAGAUAUUGGCACGUCUUUUGAAGGACGCGAAAUACGCGGCGUUAAAAUAUCUUACAAGGAAGGUAACCCAGGUAUAUUUAUUGAAUCGAACAUACAUGCACGUGAAUGGAUAACAUCGGCGACGGCCACUUGGUUAAUUAACGAACUACUUUCUUCAGAAGAUGCAGAUGUUAGAAAAUUGGCCGAGAAUCACGAUUGGUAUAUUGUGCCAGUUCUGAACGUGGAUGGCUUUGUCUACACACAUGAAACGGACCGCAUGUGGCGUAAGACUCGCCAACCGGUAGAGGGUUCGAGUUGCAUUGGUGCCGAUCCGAAUCGCAAUUACAAUUCACAUUGGUUGGAAAGUGGCGGCGCUUCCUCGAAUCCUUGUGACGAGACAUACGGUGGUCCACAACCAUUUUCGGAGUCGGAAGUUAAAGGCCUUGCCGACUAUGUCACGAGCAUUAAAGAUCGCAUUAAUAUUUUCCUCGCUUUUCAUUCAUACAGUCAGGUUUUACUUACACCUUAUGGUUGGACAAUAGAUCCCCCCACGAAUUAUGCUGAUUUAGUUGCCGUGGCGAAGGCGUAUUCCGAUGCAGUACUCCAGUUGCCUUAUAAAACAAGUUAUACUUACGGCGCAACAGCUGAUGUGAUGUAUUUCGCCUCUGGUUGUGCCAAUGACUGGGCCUAUAGUGAGGCAAAUAUUCCGCUUUCCUACACAAUUGAAUUCCGUGAUACAGGGCGCUACGGUUUCAUCCUACCUCCAAUACAGAUAUUACCACAUUGUGAGGAUACUCUUACUGGUUUGUUGGCACUUGUGGAAAAGGCCGACGAAUUGGGUUACCUCGAGCCUAAAUACACAUAAGUUGAGAGGCUAAAAUUUAUACACGAUAUAUGUAAAUUUUUAUAUGAAAUGAA
Messenger RNA from Bactrocera tryoni, 1390 nucleotides. RefSeq names its product zinc carboxypeptidase-like. The record is from RefSeq and is a predicted model, not a curated record. NCBI's taxonomy places the organism in Eukaryota, Metazoa, Arthropoda, Insecta, Diptera, Tephritidae. The transcript is spliced from 5 exons. Gene Ontology annotation, biological process: proteolysis. The coding region runs from base 69 to 1337 and encodes 422 amino acids. Gene Ontology annotation, molecular function: metallocarboxypeptidase activity; zinc ion binding.